AUGGAUAGUUGGUUAAAUUUUUUUUAUAGAUGGAGAACUAGAACCAAUCUUGAUAAUGAGACUUUACAAGAUAUGGAUAAAACCGUAAGUAAUGAGGAUGUUUCAUAUGAUAAUAAACAUCAUUUGUAUGAUUGGUACCCACCUAUUUCUCAAGGAAAACUUAUUGAUGCAGUUCGCAGUAUUGUACCUCAGCUUAAUAUGGAUUUGAGAAAAGGUUCACUUGGAAAAAUUGGGGUUAUUGGGGGAUCUUUGGAGUAUACAGGAGCUUCUUACUUUGCAGGCAUCUCUUCAUUAACAAUUGGAGCAGAUUUAUGCCAUAUAUUUUGUACUCCUGAAGCUUCUUUACCUAUAAAAUCAUAUAGUCCUGACUUAAUUGUGCAUCCUCUAUUACCAUCUAGUAAUCUUGAAGCAACUAUAGAAGAUUGCACCUUGUAUAUUGAUAAUAUUCGGGUGUGGCUACCUAAAAUGGAUGUAAUUAUAAUUGGUUGUGGAUUGGGAAGAAAUAAAAAUGUUUUAAAGGUUGUUUCAGAAUUAAUUCGAAUUUGUAGGUCUCUAUCAGUACCACUUGUAAUAGAUGCAGAUGGCCUAUAUUUAGUAUCCCAACAACCAGAAUUAAUUUGCGGGUAUAAACACUGUAUAUUAACCCCAAAUACUGCAGAAUUUUUUAGAUUUGAAAAAUCUAUCGAAUUAGCCAAUAGUAUGAGCUCUGAAACUCUAAUCCCAAAUAUUAAAGAGAGUUCUCCUAAGAGUUAUAGUCAAGCAGGAACAGCUACUGCUGCAACUUCAUCAUAUAGCCAUAUUGAACUCAAUGAUAAAGUGAGUGAUAUUGAAAUUAUUGAUAAUGAUAUCAAUAUUCCACAGGUUUUACCGUUGGGAAUGAAUGAAGAUCUAGAUAUUGUAUCUCCCUGUGAAAGAACACCUAAUAUAGAGUGCCCUUCAAAUUUCAACAAUCCUAUUAUGUUCGAAAUCUAUGAUGAUGGAGAAGAAAUAAACCUGUAUAGAAAUAGAUGUAUUACUUCUGAUAGUGAAAAAUCAGAUAUCCCAGAGAAUAAGAGAAAAAGUUUCUGUAGUACAAAUCCUCUGAAUUGGUGCUUUUAUGAACAUAUUAUAUUAGAAAAUUGUACACACCAAAAGUACCAAAAAGAUACUAAAGUAGAGGCCUUCACCCAAUUAUCCCAUUUAAAUUGUGAACAGAUUUUCAAUAAAAUUACUAAGGUUGUUGAUUUGAGUAGAUCUUUUGGAAAUGUUUGUAUUGUUCUUAAAGGUAAAUUUGAUAUAAUUACCAAUGGUAAAGUAGUAGCGAUUUGUAACUUAUCUGGAUCAUAUAAAAGGUGUGGUGGACAAGGUGAUAUUUUAGCUGGGUGUAUUGCCCCCUUAUUCUAUUGGUCAAUACAGAGUUUAACAAAUACUACAGAUGAAACUAGGUAUUGCAACUCUCCAGAAAUUAUAGCAGCUUAUGGAGCUUGUUGUAUAACUCGAUUGUCAGCUCAUAUUGCUUUUAAAAAAUUUAUGCGUAGUUUAAAUGCUUCGCAUAUUAUUGAUGAUUUAUCUCAUAUAUUUAGAGCUGUAUUUGAAACGAGUUCGAAUAUUACUGCUAGCAACACUGAAGUUCAUCUUUUAUUUAAUGACCCCACAUCUCCGAAACAUAUACAAAGUGUUGAGUAG
Molecule: messenger RNA, 1665 nt
Organism: Cryptosporidium muris RN66
Lineage: Eukaryota; Apicomplexa; Conoidasida; Eucoccidiorida; Cryptosporidiidae
Product: carbohydrate kinase domain-containing protein, putative
Exons: 1
Coding region: 1-1665 (554 amino acids)
Biological process (GO): metabolite repair
Molecular function (GO): ATP-dependent NAD(P)H-hydrate dehydratase activity
Source: RefSeq, a predicted model, not a curated record